ACAACCCCUAUGCUACAGAUUGAAGGGGCUAGAGAAACCACUCCUGAAACCCCCAAACAACAUCAAGAAACAACACCCAAGCUUCCCCCAGCUCCAACAAAAAUUCAUCCAGACGCCGAGGAAGCUGCUGCCCUGUUGAUGAUGGCACGGACAGCAAGCUAUGUUCCUAAAACAGAUCUGCCGAUGCCAUCAUUCAGCCUUGGAUUGACAGAUUCAAGCCAGGAGGGGGCAUCGACGCAGGACACCGAAAGGGAAAAAUCUCCAGAAGCUGCAACUAUGCUGGAACAAUUGGACAGUUUGGUCCAAAAGUUAGCAAGCAGUGCGUCAAAGGGAAAAGAAGAAAGUCCGCAAAUUCGGAGGGAGACUGGGGGAGAAAGUUCUGCUAAGUUUGAAACACCGGGGGGAACAAAUCAAAUUCCGGAUGAUAUGAAAGAAAAGUGCUACAUCUGGGGGACGAGACUGAAGGAGGAUGCAAAGGGUGAUACUAACGAGUUUGAGGAGAUAUGCACUCUGACUGGCCAAGGACAGUACAUUUUGAUGAGAACGCACCUUGCAUCCCUCCAGGCAAACAGUGAUAUAGAAUGUCAGGUAAUUUUAGACUAACAUUAAUGUUUUUACACCAAAGUCAACUGCAAUGGUUAUUAAUUUAAAAUUGAUUUCU
This is a messenger RNA of Arachis duranensis, 661 nucleotides long. RefSeq lists its product as uncharacterized. Bases 10 to 603 code for a protein of 197 amino acids. The record is from RefSeq and is a predicted model, not a curated record. NCBI's taxonomy places the organism in Eukaryota, Viridiplantae, Streptophyta, Magnoliopsida, Fabales, Fabaceae. The transcript is spliced from 3 exons.